AGUGAGGAUGAAGAUGAUGACCUUCAAUAUGCUGAUCAUGAUUAUGAAGUACCACAGCAAAAAGGAUUGAAGAAGCUCUGGAACAGAGUAAAAUGGACAAGGGAUGAGGAUGACAAGCUAAAGAAAUUAGUAGAACAACAUGGAACAGAUGAUUGGACUCUAAUUGCUAGUCACCUUCAGAACCGGUCUGAUUUUCAGUGUCAACAUCGAUGGCAGAAAGUUUUAAACCCAGAAUUAAUCAAAGGUCCCUGGACUAAAGAAGAAGAUCAGAGGGUUAUUGAAUUAGUUCAGAAAUAUGGCCCAAAGCGCUGGUCUUUAAUUGCAAAACAUUUAAAAGGAAGAAUAGGGAAGCAGUGCAGAGAGAGGUGGCAUAACCAUCUGAAUCCUGAAGUAAAGAAGUCAUCUUGGACAGAAGAAGAGGACAGAAUAAUCUAUGAAGCACAUAAACGGUUGGGAAAUCGUUGGGCUGAAAUUGCCAAACUACUUCCUGGAAGGACUGAUAAUUCUAUUAAAAAUCAUUGGAAUUCUACUAUGCGAAGAAAAGUGGAACAGGAAGGCUACUUACAAGAUGGAAUCAAAUCAGAGCGAUCUGCUUCAUCAAAACUUCAACACAAACCUUGUGCGACUAUGGACCAUUUGCAAACCCAGAAUCAGUUUUACAUACCUGUUCAGAUCCCAGGCUAUCAGUAUGUGUCACCAGAAGGCAACUGUGUAGAACAUGUUCAGACUUCUUCUGCCUUUAUUCAGCAGCCAUUUGUUGAUGAUGAUCCUGAUAAGGAAAAGAAAAUAAAAGAACUUGAGUUGCUGCUUAUGUCAGCUGAGAAUGAAGUCCGAAGAAAGCGAGUUUCAUCGCAGACGGGAAGUUUUUCUAGCUGGUCCGGUAGUUUCCUCAUGGAUGAUAGCAUGUCUAAUACUCUAAAUAGCCUUGAGGAGCAAACUAGUGAGUUUUACAGUAUGGAUGAAAACCAGAACACAUCUGCCCAGCAGAGUUCACCUACCAAAUUCUUGGCUGUGGAAGCAAAUGCGGUGUUGUCAUCUCUACAGACAAUUCCAGAAUUUGCAGAGACUUUAGAACUGAUUGAAUCUGAUCCUGUAGCUUGGAGUGAUGUUACCAGUUUUGACCUUUCUGAUGCUGCUGCUUCUCCUGUUAAACCCACCCCAGUUAAAUUGAUGCGAAUUCAACACAGUGAAGGAGCCAUGGAAUGUCAGUUUAAUGUCAGUCUUGUACUAGAAGGGAAAAAAAACAAUUUCAACAGUGGAGAGAGUGAUACUAUUCCUUCAGUAUCCCCAAAUGUGGCCAAGUUUAGCACUCCACCUACUAUCUUAAGAAAGAAGAGAAGAAUGCGAGUUGGCCAGUCACCAAUUAGUGAACUCAAUGAUGGAUCAUUUAAUGACACUGUCAACAUUGCACUAAAACAUACACCAGUGAAAACACUACCAUUUUCUCCUUCACAGUUUUUCAAUACAUGCCCUGGAAAUGAACAACUUAGUAUUGAAAAUCCUGCAUUUACAUCAACCCCAAUCUGUGGCCAGAAAGUCCUUAUCACAACUCCUCUCCACAAGGAAACUACACCCAAAGAUCAAAAAGAGAAUGCAGGGUUCAGAACCCCUACAAUUAGAAGAUCUAUACUGGGCACCACACCAAGAACUCCAACUCCUUUUAAGAAUGCUCUUGCUGCUCAAGAGAAGAAAUAUGGACCUCUAAAAAUUGUGUCACAGCCACUUGCCUUCUUGGAGGAGGAUAUUCGUGAGGUUUUGAAAGAAGAAACUGGAACAGACAUAUUCCUCAAAGAGGAAGAUGACUCUACCUAUAAGAGCUGCAAACAAGAGCAUGUUUCUUCUGUGAAGAAAGUCAGAAAGUCAUUAGUUUUAGAUAAUUGGGAAAAAGAAGAACCAGGUACUCAGCUGUUGACAGAAGACAACAUUUCAGAUAUGCAGUCAGAAAAUAUCUUUACAACAUCUUUAUUAAUGAUACCAUUAUUGGAAAUACAUGACAACAGGUGCAACCUGACACCAGAAAAACAAGAUAUAAAUUCAGCCAACAAAACAUACACACUUACUAAAAAGAAACCAAAUCCUAGCACUUCCAAAGGUGUCAAAUUGGAAAAGUCUCUUCAGUCCAAUUGUGAGUGGGAAGCAGUGGUUUAUGGAAAGACUGAAGAUCAACUCAUAAUGACUGAACAAGCAAGAAGAUACCUGAGCACGUACACAGCAGCAAGCAGCACUUCCAGGGCUCUAAUUCUAUAA
Messenger RNA from Gracilinanus agilis (Agile Gracile Mouse Opossum), 2247 nucleotides. RefSeq names its product MYB proto-oncogene like 1 (gene MYBL1). The annotation marks the transcript as partial. The record is from RefSeq and is a predicted model, not a curated record. Gene Ontology annotation, molecular function: RNA polymerase II cis-regulatory region sequence-specific DNA binding; DNA-binding transcription factor activity, RNA polymerase II-specific. NCBI's taxonomy places the organism in Eukaryota, Metazoa, Chordata, Mammalia, Didelphimorphia, Didelphidae. Gene Ontology annotation, cellular component: nucleus. Gene Ontology annotation, biological process: regulation of DNA-templated transcription. The transcript is spliced from 15 exons.